CCAGUAGACAAUUUCACCUAAGUGCGUUGUGUCUUGACUUGAGCAACCGGAAAGCAACUCCCGGAAGCUUCCUGUCUCCCCAUUCGAUUUAGUUUCAAAUGUUACCUGCCUUCCAGUUGAUCCGAGGUCUAAGAUCACCUUAUCCUCGAACUUUCCACAACCGAAUCGCUGCUCGCAAUCCACCGCACCUCUCUUCAGCAGAGACCAACUGCCCGACGCGCCCGCAACCGAAGGUACACAUACCGAAGCCAUGGCCGUCUUCCAAAGCCGCAAAUUCCGCGGCUCGGCCUACGCCAACACGUUCGGCGCGCGGUACCGCGCCGCGAUGGCCAAGCACCCGUUUCUGCUGUUCGGCCUGCCCUUCAUGAGCGUCAUCGUGGCGGCAUCCUUCGUGCUCACGCCUGCGACGGCCGUCCGGUACGAGCGACACGACCGCAAGGUCCGGCAGAUGACGCGCGAGGAGGAAUUGGGUGUGGGCAAGGGGGGGAGGAAGGUGGAUAUCCGAGAGGAGUACUACAGGCUUGCCGCAAAGGACCUCGACAAUUGGGAGCAAAAGAGAGUCAAGAGGUUACCUGGUGAGAAUGAUGGUGUGUUAUAAGCACCAACUCGGGAAACGACUCGAAAGGCUAUGCCGGAAACAGGGCUGGCAUCUGAGUCACGCUCCUCUCGCGAAUCCGGAGUCAACAUUACGAUCCUUGUUAUCCACGCGUACCAACACACUCGAUUCCUACGAAGUUGACGACGCGGCCCCAGUUCUGAGGUCGCCCGCCAUUCGUUACUGUCACGACUGGUGACGGCAAAGAGAGGCU
This is a messenger RNA of Canariomyces notabilis, 809 nucleotides long. RefSeq lists its product as uncharacterized. NCBI's taxonomy places the organism in Eukaryota, Fungi, Ascomycota, Sordariomycetes, Sordariales, Chaetomiaceae. The record is from RefSeq and is a predicted model, not a curated record. The transcript has 3 exons. Gene Ontology annotation, biological process: mitochondrial respiratory chain complex IV assembly. Gene Ontology annotation, cellular component: mitochondrial inner membrane. Bases 251 to 598 code for a protein of 115 amino acids.